UUUAUUUGUUAUUUUUUAUAGAGUUUUGUGUUUACGUUUCAAAGUUUCAUAAUUCGUUCUUGUCUGACGCUUCUGUGAUUUAUUUAAUAAUUGUAAACAAUAAAUAAUAAUUAAUCUCGAGGAUUGUAUAAGUAGAAUAAUUCUGCUUUUCUUGAACUUUUUGUAAACUUUAAACAUAUCUGUCUUUAAUUUUUUUAUUUUAUUGUUGAUUACUUUUUUACUAGUCAUAUCUAAUUUAUUAUUUUAUUUGACGUUUACCAUCAAAAAAUUACAAUAAUUAUAAUAAUACAAUAUUUGUUCGAAUCCACUGAAGAUAGAUUAUACGACUCGUAAAUAUGAGGGAGCCUGAACAUUUACGUAAAUUAUUUGUCGGUGGUUUAGACUAUAAAACUACUGAUGAAAAUCUUAAAAAAUAUUUUGAACAAUGGGGUGAAAUUAUGGAUGUUGUUGUUAUGAAAGAUCCACAGACUAAACGAUCAAGAGGAUUUGGCUUUAUUACUUAUGCUGCUGCUCAUAUGGUUGAUGAUGCACAAGGUGCACGACCUCAUAAGAUAGAUGGUCGAACAGUAGAACCUAAAAGAGCUGUUCCAAAAACUGAUAUUGGAAAACCUGAAGCAGGGGCAACAGUUAAAAAAUUGUUUGUUGGUCUGUUAAAUGACAGUAUUACUGAAGAAGAUUUAAAAGAAUAUUUUUCUCCUUAUGGUAAUGUUACUUCUGCUGCUCUAGUUGUUCAUAAAGAAACAGGCAAAAAACGAGGAUUUGGUUUUGUUGAAUUUGAUGAUUAUGAUCCUGUUGAUAAAAUAUGUUUAAAAGGAUCGCAUAUUAUAAAAGGAAAAAAAAUUGAUGUAAAAAAAGCAUUAAGUAAAGAAGAAAUGGCUAGAGUAAAUGCUAGAAAUAACAGUAAUUCUGGAGAUAAUUGGGGUAGUGAUAAUCGAAGUGCCUGGGAACCUACAAUGAGAAAUUUUGGAAUGAGUGGAAGAGGUGGAGGAUGGAGAAGUGGUAAUGAUCCUGACCCAUGGGAAUCAGGUCCAAGUUCUCGAGGAGGUAAUUGGGGAGGCCCGUCAACUAGUGCUUGGGAUAAUAGUUUCAGUGAUGGAUAUCAACAAAGUUUUGGUGCUGGACCUAUAAGAGGAAGUAAUGGCCCUAUGCGAGGAGGUGGAUCGGCUAGACCAGGACCCUAUAAUAGUGGUUUUGAUAGUGGAUACAAUGACUUUAGUAGUGGAUUUAGCGGCAGUAAUUUUGCCAGUGGUGAAGGAAGUAGUUUUGGAGGAAGAGGAAGGGGUGGUGUUCGUGGAAGAGGAGGUGGUCCUGUAAGAGGAAUAUCGGGAAGAGGACCUGGAAAUCCAAGCCGUGGUGGCAGAGGCGCUUUUGGACGAGGUGGUAGAGGAAGAUACUAGCUAUAUAAGGUUAAAAAAAAGUAUGAGCUGACCCAAAAUGUUACGUAAGGGGUUUGGGUCAGGAGAAUUCCAACCCGCAGAAAUUUAAACUUGUGCAGGCCAUCAGGAAUCUUUUUUUAAAACUUUAUUCCUCAGUUUAUAUUGACAAAAAAGAAAGGCAUUUUAGGCUUAAAGAUUUGUGUGUAAUUUUUUUUCUAUCUCAUAUGUGUCUUGAUUACAACAUUUUAGUGCGAGUGAUAAUUAUUCUUAAAAAGUAGUAAAGAUAAAAAGUCAGUAUUAUUCAGAACUGUAAGCAAAUUUUCCAAAUUAAAGAGUGUGUAGUUAAUUAGGUUUAAAUAAUAAAAAGAUAGGUUUAGAUGACAUCCACAAAUUACAUUAGAAUAUAAAUAGUAUUAACAAUUACAUAUAUAAUUACAUAUACUAAUUAUUUAAUUUUAUUAUUAUUAUUAUUAUUUUUUUUUUUUUGAUUGAUAUGAGAAUUAAUGAUACUGUUUAAUAUCUUAUUUAGAAUUAGGAGUAAUGGAUCGUUUAGUUAAUUGAGUUAAUUAUACAUUUCAUAUUGUAGUUCAACUACCCUCCUUAUGAUUUAUGUUUGUGUUUGAUCGUUCAACAUAUGUCUAACUUAUUUAGGAAAUAUCAUAGUGUGUAAUAAUUUAUUGAGUAUAGCUACUUGUAAUCGACAUUUUUUUCAACUUAUAAUAACAGUGUUAAUUAUUUAAACAUAAUUAUGCAUAAUAUUUUAAUCUAUUUUUUGUGUGACGCAUAAACACAUUAUUACACUUAUGAAAUAAGUUUUCAUUAAGUGAAUUCUUAAGUUUAUUCCUGUCUUUCAUUAAAAAAAAAAUAAAUAAAUAAAAAUAGUGUAAAAAUUGAAGAAUGUACAAUAUUUAUAAUUUUUUUUAACCUGACUUCCAGAUUUGUAUCAAAUCAAAAUAUAUAUUUAUAAUUAUUGUAUUAAA
Rhopalosiphum padi (bird cherry-oat aphid) is the source of this 2356-nucleotide messenger RNA. Its product is annotated as heterogeneous nuclear ribonucleoprotein A1, A2/B1 homolog. The record is from RefSeq and is a predicted model, not a curated record. Gene Ontology annotation, molecular function: RNA binding. NCBI's taxonomy places the organism in Eukaryota, Metazoa, Arthropoda, Insecta, Hemiptera, Aphididae. The transcript is spliced from 7 exons. The coding region runs from base 336 to 1397 and encodes 353 amino acids.